AUGAAUAAUUCAUUGCGACGUGGUGUUUUAAAUCAGGAAGCCGUUUUAGAAAUAACUCAGAGUAUGUACGAAUUAUAUGUUAAUAACUUAUUAUUACCGAAUGUGAAAAGGUGGGAUAUUCAUAAAAUUCGCUCUCUUUUUUCAGAAGCGGUGGCAGAAAAUAUAAUUAAAACACCUUUAUUUGAGGAAGUGAAAGAGGAUCAGGUAGUGUGGCAAUAUGAGAACCAUGGAGUCUACACAGUAAAAUCCGGAUACAGACACUACAUCAAGAAUAAGUCGGUGAAUAAUAAUUACACUUUGGAAGGCGAUUGGGGAGCUCUUUGGCGAAGCAGGGCACCCCCAAAGACAAAACACUUACUUUGGAGAGUGUGUCGUGAUUGUCUGCCAACUCAACUCCGGUUACGGGAAAGGUAUGUGCCAUGUCCAAGUGAAUGUGCAUUGUGCGUAAAUAAUACGGAGGAUGAUUGGCACGUGUUUUUUGGAUGUAGUGAGAGUAGACAAGUGUGGAAUGAAGCUGGAUUGGGUGGGGUUAUCGAUCCUAGAAUACGUCAAUAUGAUAAUGUGAAAGCUGUCUUUUUUGAUAUUUGCAGAAACGAGACAGAUGAUAUUGCAGGCAUUGUUGCUACAAUUGCUUGGAGCAUAUGGCAUAACCGAAACAAUUGGGUGUGGAACGGCGUCAAAGACACGGCGAAGGGUGUUGCGACAACUGCUGCUCAUUUAAUUGGAGAAUGGCGUGCUGUUCAUGUGAUACAGCAGCAACAUAGCGCGACUGCCGCUGUUUUAACACAGUCCCGCAUAUCUGACACAGGUGCAGCAAGCUCUCCUCCUAUCAUUGCUGCAGAUCCUUUGCGUUGGCAGCGUCCUCGCGAUGGGUGGUGGAAGUGUAGUGUCGAUGCAAGUUUUUCACAAGCCUCCGGUCAAACGGGAUGGGGUUGGUGUAUCCGCAAUUCACAAGGUGUGUUUGUUGCAGCAGGUACAAAUAUGAGUAUGCAUAAACUUGCUAUAGUUGAAGGUGAAGCCAUGGCUAUCUUGGAGGCUAUGCGUCAGGCCACUUCAAGAGGUUGGUCCAACAUUGUGUUCGAAAGCGACUCCAAAGUUGUGGUUGAUGCAAUACAAGCCAAUCAUCAUGGUAUUGCAGAGUUGAGUUCUAUUAUUUUAUCUAUUAAGCUAUUGUUACAAUGUAAUUCGAACUUUGAGAUCAAGUUCACUAAGCGACAAGCGAACAUGGCGGCUCACACUUUAGCUAGGGUGGCCAUUUCAUGGUCUAGUCGCAUGUUCUUUCACUAUGUUCCUCGUUGUAUUGAACCUUUUAUUAUUAAUGAAAUGAGUUGA
This is a messenger RNA of Trifolium pratense (red clover), 1332 nucleotides long. RefSeq lists its product as uncharacterized. The transcript has a single exon. The record is from RefSeq and is a predicted model, not a curated record. Gene Ontology annotation, molecular function: RNA-DNA hybrid ribonuclease activity; nucleic acid binding. Lineage: Eukaryota; Viridiplantae; Streptophyta; Magnoliopsida; Fabales; Fabaceae. Bases 1 to 1332 code for a protein of 443 amino acids.